Arvicanthis niloticus (Nile rat) is the source of this 582-nucleotide messenger RNA. RefSeq names its product transmembrane protein 167B (gene Tmem167b). The record is from RefSeq and is a predicted model, not a curated record. Lineage: Eukaryota; Metazoa; Chordata; Mammalia; Rodentia; Muridae.
GGAGCCAGGUUUCCCCGCCUUUGCAGCCGCUACAGCUGAACCCGGACCCCUCACCCCGGCCGGGCACUAUCGCCAUGACGAACGUGUACUCCUUGGAUGGGAUUCUGGUGUUUGGUUUGCUCUUUGUUUGCACCUGUGCCUACUUCAAGAAAGUACCUCGUCUCAAAACCUGGCUGCUUUCAGAGAAGAAGGGAGUUUGGGGUGUAUUUUACAAAGCUGCUGUGAUUGGAACCCGGCUGCAUGCUGCUGUUGCAAUUGCCUGCAUCGUAAUGGCCUUUUACGUCCUGUUUAUCAAAUGAGUUCCAAACCAUCCAGCUCAUCAACUGCCAACCAAGGGGAUAAAGAUGAAGAACUUGUCGGAAACCUGGACCCAGUAUAGGAGAGUUGAGCUAAAACCAUCAGUGUCUCAAAGAUGACACUGAAGCAUCUGCCUGCCAUAUGUGGGGAACACUCAUGGUCACAAACAUUAUUUUUGCUUCAAGGGAUUCCAGAAAUCCAAACUUUUUUUUUUUAAUCUCUUCGUUAAUCGGCCCUCAGCAGCAAGUCUGUAUGUCCAGAUAAAUUACACCCCCAUUGAUAUGA